AUGCAGACCGAAGGCUCAGCGGGGUACCUGCCCGACUGGCUAGCCUCACGCGUAAGGGUUGUGGCAUCGCGGCAGAGUCCGGACAUACCCAAACGCUUGGAGCUCAGCUUCGCCGGUGUGGAUCUCCCGGACAGGCUCCCAGAGCUGUUGGCCUGGCUUCGUGCCCCACGAGGCUUGGCGCAGCAGGCACUAUUAGCAUCUAAUGCGGACUUUUCCUGUUGGGCUGACUUUCGUGGAACGUGCCUUCAGGACUCCGAUGCUGCAGAAUUACUCGGCUGCCUCGGCAAUCUGCGUGUUGCACGGCUCUGGCUGGCUUCCAACAGCCUUACACAGAAGUCUGCCGGACGACUGCGGGACUUCGUGCAGCGUGCGGAGGGUCUCCGGGAACUGGACUUGGCGUGCAACGACCUUGACGAUGAAGCGGUGUUCGGGCUUAUUUCUGCAUUUGCAACGAGAAGCAGACGCUGUCAGCGCUGGCUUUAUCUGGCGGGGAACCAGGUGCGCAAUCCGCCAGCGCUACUAGAGCGGCUGCGGCGUGCAGGGGUGCAUGUAAGCCUGGACGAAGCCUCAGCAGACCUACCGGGCGACGGGGAUCAGAUCUGCCUUCCCUAUUUCUGCUUCCAAAGUCCUGACACAGUUGACCGAGACCCUGGUUUGGAGAAGCAAGGCGAGGCCAAGCCAGUUCAUAAAGAACUCGAAGAGGAGCGGGCCGUGCCGAACUUGUCCGCCAAAGCGAGCAAAGAUGUCACCUCGGCCUUACGAGCGUUAAGAACUAUCAUCCCUCCGUCAGAUCCAGAGCAGACACCGCUGUUGCCACAGACGCUUCCACAAGCUGUGCAGCCUGAGGCUGUGCAGCCGGAGGCUUUGCCACAGUCUGUGCCAAUGGCCGAUGCAGUUUUCCCCAUUCCCGUGCUGUCGCAAUUUGGUCAGGUCAACGGCUUCCAUAUGGCUCCUGAACCAUUCUUUCUCGGACAAGUAAUGUCCACAACAACGCCUGCCCCAUUGAUGAACCCUUUGAUGACCCCAUUGCAGGUGCCUGAACUGAACGGCUUGCCUCCUCCGCCCCCACCUUUGCCUCCGCUCAACACGACGUCUGCAGCCCCGCGGACGCCUCCGUUGCCUCCUGAUUUGUUUACAGAUUUGCACGCUGGUGGCCUGGCUACGCGAAGUGCAGUUCUCACCUCUGGAUCGAUUGCUCCGACUCUGGUGAACAUGCCUGGUGCAUUUACUGCGCCAGCAGUGGCCACUGCCCCGAAUGGCUGUCACCCAGCUCCCUGCGAUCUCGCUAUGGCAUUCGGUGCUGUCGACACAGCCACUGGGAGGACCGAGGUGGGUGAGGCCCCAUGGAAGUCACAACGGCGCCGUGCGAGGAAGCCUGGAGUGUCCUGA
Messenger RNA from Symbiodinium sp. CCMP2592, 1389 nucleotides. The record is from the annotation of a GenBank genome assembly. Lineage: Eukaryota; Dinophyceae; Suessiales; Symbiodiniaceae.